UGUGUCCUGCCGCCCGCCCGGCCCCGCCCCCGUUGCCACGGCGACGUUGUCAGCAACCCUCCGGCCACGCCCCCCGUCCUGCCUGGGCCAAUGGCGUGGCGGCGCCCGGCCUGCUCGCCGGUGACGUCAUGGCCGGUGAAAAUCCCCCGUGGCCGCGGGAGCGGCGGUGGCGGCGGCGCGGCCCCGUGGCCCGGUCGGCCCGGCCCGGCCCGCAGCAUGGCCAAGCACCACCGCACGCCGGCGCGCUCCGCCGAGCCCGUCAUCGAGGUCAAGAGCAAGUUCGAUGCCGAAUUUCGCCGCUUUGCCAUGAAGCGCUCCGGCACGGGCAGCUUCCAGGACUUCUACCGCCUGCUGCAGACGGUGCACCAGAUCCCGCGGGUGGACGUGCUCCUGGGCUACACGGACGUCCACGGCGACCUCCUGCCCAUCAACAACGAUGACAACUACCACAAAGCCCUGUCCUCUGCCAACCCCCUCCUCAGGGUCAUCAUCCAGAAGAAGGCAGAGUCUGACGCCGGCGUCUUCGCCUCAAACUCCUUGCAGCGGAAGAAGAAGGGGCUGCUGCGCCCCGCGCACUACCGGGCCAAGCCUCACCUCCUCAUCGGGAUGCCCCAGGACUUCCGCCAGAUCUCCUCCAUCAUCGAUGUGGACAUCCUCCCCGAGACCCACCGCCGCGUGCGGCUCCACAAGCACGGCUCUGACAAGCCGCUGGGCUUCUACAUCCGCGACGGCGUCAGCGUGCGCGUGGCCCCACAGGGCGUCGAGAAGGUGCCCGGCAUCUUCAUCUCCCGCCUGGUGAAGGGCGGCUUGGCCGAGAGCACGGGGCUGCUGGCGGUGAGCGACGAGAUCCUGGAGGUCAACGGCAUCGACGUGGCCGGCAAGUCCCUGGACCAGGUGACGGACAUGAUGGUGGCCAACAGCCACAACCUCAUCAUCACCGUCAAGCCGGCCAACCAGCGCAACAACGUCAUCCGCAGCAGCAAGGCCUCGGGCAGCUCGGGCAUGUCCACGGACAGCACCCCCAGCCAGCAGACCCCCAGCCCGGCCUCGCAGUACCUGAGCAACUACAGCACGGCCGAGAGCGAUGAGGAGGGCGACCUGGUCAUUGAGAGCGACAGCGCGCCCCACUACAUCCCCGGGGGCUGCCCCAACGGGGGCCCCGCGGACGGACCCCUCCAGCGGAGCCUGUCCCCGCACAGCUCGCGGGGCUCCCUGCAGUCCCUCGGCAGCCACGACGGCAGCCCCGGCCGGGGCAGCGGGCGGGAAGACGGCACCCUCCUCACCCUAUAGCCGCGGGGUCCCGCACCUCCCUGGGUGGCCGGCCAGGUUUCCAGCAGCCGGGCAGGUUGUGGGCCCCGGGGCGAUGCCGGGGCUGGUGGGCAGGGGCAGGGUGGGGCUGCCCGCUGCCCUCUCCCGCCACCCAUGUCCCCGCCUGUGGCACCCGCUCCCGCCAGGCACUGCCCCUCCGAGCCUCCCGCUCCCCUCCUUCCAAACAAGUGGGUUUUUUUAAAAUUGUUUUAUCAAAAUAUGCAUCAUCAAUUAAUAUAUUGCAACGGACAGUAAAACCUUUUCUAGAAAGCA
Molecule: messenger RNA, 1581 nt
Organism: Grus americana (Whooping crane)
Lineage: Eukaryota; Metazoa; Chordata; Aves; Gruiformes; Gruidae
Product: partitioning defective 6 homolog alpha-like
Exons: 3
Coding region: 91-1290 (399 amino acids)
Biological process (GO): centrosome cycle; establishment or maintenance of cell polarity; regulation of cellular localization
Cellular component (GO): cell cortex; apical plasma membrane; nucleus
Molecular function (GO): protein kinase C binding
Source: RefSeq, a predicted model, not a curated record